This is a messenger RNA of Spea bombifrons (plains spadefoot toad), 1648 nucleotides long. It is a transcript of the gene GBA1, whose product is annotated as glucosylceramidase beta 1. The transcript is spliced from 10 exons. Gene Ontology annotation, molecular function: glucosylceramidase activity. Lineage: Eukaryota; Metazoa; Chordata; Amphibia; Anura; Pelobatidae. The coding region runs from base 6 to 1562 and encodes 518 amino acids. The record is from RefSeq and is a predicted model, not a curated record. Gene Ontology annotation, biological process: glucosylceramide catabolic process.
GAGUCAUGUGUGACGGAUUCACGUUCGCCUUUUGCUUGGUCCUCAUCAUUCCAGUGAUCAAUGGUGGCCGCCCGUGUGCCCCAGUGAGUUUCGGGCACAGCUCAGUCGUGUGUCUCUGUAACGCCACUUACUGUGAUAUGUUAGACUCUGUUGUCCUUCCUGCCCUGGGAAGUUUUAUCCGGUAUGAGAGCACCCGCUCUGGCAAGCGCCUGCAGAUCGGCACUGGCCCCAUCCAGAAGAGAAAGCCCUCACCCGUGGACCUGGUCCUAAAGCUGAACGACCGGAAGAGAUAUCAGAAGGUGAAAGGGUUUGGAGGAGCCGUAACCGAUUCUGCAUCCUUAAAUAUUCUCUCUUUGAGUCCCAAAACCCAAGAAAAUCUCCUCAAGUCGUACUUCUCUGAGGAGGGCAUCGAGUACAACAUCUUGCGUGUCCCCAUGGCUAGCUGUGACUUCUCCACACGGGUGUACACGUACCUGGAUAAGGAAGGAGACCUAAAGUUGGACUCGUUCAGCCUGCAGGCUGAGGACACCCAGCUGAAGAUUCCUUUAAUUCAGAAAGCAAAGGCUUUAUCCAGAAGGCCGCUGUCCCUCUUCGCCAGCCCGUGGACUGCCCCUGCGUGGAUGAAAACGAACAAUGCGUUUAGCGGGAAGGGGACCCUGAAAGGAGAGCCAGGAGAUCAGUACCAUAAGACCUGGGCCCAGUACUUCAUCAGGUUUUUGGAUGAAUAUGCAAAGCACAAUGUCACAUUUUGGGCUGUCACAGUGGAAAACGAGCCCACUGCGGGAAGGAUCUCAGAUUACCCCUUCCAGAGCUUGGGGUUCACCCCUGAGCACAUGCGUGAUUUUAUCUCUUCUGACCUUGGUCCCGCAUUCGCCAGCAGCGAGCACAAACACGUCAAUAUUAUGAUCCUGGACGACAAUCGGCUUCUGCUUCCGUACUGGGCUAAAGUGAUACUCUCCGAUCUCAAGGCCGCCCGCUAUAUCCACGGCAUUGCCGUUCACUGGUACCUGGAUGCCAUUAUCCCGGCCGAUGUCAGCCUCGGGAGAACGCAGCAGCUCUUCCCAGAAUACUUCCUGUUUGCCUCUGAAGCCUGCACUGGCUUCUUGCCCUGGGAGAAGGGUGUGCGCUUGGGCUGCUGGGAGCGGGGCAACCAGUACAGUUCGCGAAUCAUUGAGGAUCUGAAUUACCACGUCACGGGGUGGACAGACUGGAAUCUGGCUCUCGAUAUUGAUGGUGGUCCCACAUGGGUGGGCAAUUACGUUGACAGCCCCAUUAUUGUGGACACUAGUAAGGAUGUCUUCUACAAGCAACCAAUGUUCUACCAUAUGGCACAUUUCAGCAAAUUCAUCCCGGAGGGAUCCCAACGCAUCGGACUAGAUGCCAGUUCCGACAGCCAGCUGGAAACCGUUGCCUUCCUGCGGCCCGAUGGCUCGGCUGUCGUAGUCGUCCUGAACAGGGGCUCCCGCGAUGUGAAUUUCACCCUCUCUGACCCAUCGCUUGGAGUUAUCGAGACAGCGUCUCCAGGCUUCUCCAUUCAGACCUAUCUGUGGAAGCGUGAGUGACCUGACGCGGAAGGCGGCGCGGGCUUUGAUGGGUGUUUUGUAUUCAAAUGUUUCCAUAAUUGGCGGGAAAUUUGUAAAACCAAAAA